CGGGCGAGUUAGCCGAGUAGUUUAUCGUUAACGGACAGUAACGGGAAUAAGGGGAAAGACGGAGAGGAGGCGAACCGGAGAGCCUGCGUCCCCGGGUUUGGUGAGCCGAGAGAGGAGCUCCAAAAGUCGGCAGGAAUCAGACAGAAGCGUCGGUGUAGCUAACUCACUCUUUCUGGUGACUCAACAAGAUCACACUGUCUUCACUACGCUCCUCUCAUGCUGACUGAAAAUGGAUGAUACACAGGACGGGGUUCAGAUUGGAGAGAACAAGUUCAUCAGCAAGGCAACAAUCCUCUCCCAUCUUAAGACAUACAACCUCUACUAUGAAGGGCAGAAUCUACAGCUCAGACACAGAGAGGAAGAGGGGGAGCUAAUUGUCGAGGGCUUGCUAAAUAUCUUCUGGGGUCUGCGGCGACCAAUCAGGCUUCAGAUGCAGGAUGACCACGAGCGAAUUCGACCACCCCCCUCCUCCACGUCCUGGCACUCGGGUUGUAAUCUGGACAGUCAAGGUUCCCCCAACAGCACAGAUGGUCAACAGAUGACACCGCAGAGCCCGCCCACAGUGGAAGUGACGCCACCCGACAACCAACCCAAUGACAACGGUAUGACAGAAGAAGAGACAGAAGAGGACAGUGAGAGCUCCGCUCAGCUCCUCAGGACAAAGAGUGAUGCCGGAGUCUUAAGACGGGGCCAGCGACGGUCACCGAGCGACCAGAGGAAAAUUCGACGCCAUCGCUUCUCCAUCAACGGACACUUCUACAACCAUAAGACAGCAGUGUUUACUCCUGCUUAUGGCUCAGUGACUAAUGUCCGCAUCAACAGCUGCAUGAGAACACCUCAGGUGCUACGAGUCCUCCUCAACAAGUUUAAAAUUGAAAACAGCCCAGAUGAUUUUGCACUCUACCUUGUCCAUGCAAGCGGAGAGCGUGUGAAGCUGAAGCGGAGUGACUAUCCUCUGGUGCUGAGAGUAAUGCAGGGUCCAUGUGAGCUGGUCUGUAAAGUUUUCCUCAUGGAAGAAGAUCUGGGGGAAGAAGUCACAUAUGAUGUGGCACAGUAUAUCAAGUUUGAGAUGCCUGUCCUGCAGAGUUUCAUCACCAAGCUGAAGGAGGAGGAGGACAGAGAGGUGCAGAAACUCAGGAGAAGGUAUAAUUACCUGCGGUGUAUAAUUGAAAAACAGCUCCGGUGUCUUCCAGAGGGUGCAACCUGUAUUUGAUCUGCUCAUGGUGAGGACUCCUUCCAGCACAUCAAACUGUCAAAACCUUUCCCAGAGUACAAUAUCCUCCACCCAGCUGUGCCUGAGAAUUAGCUGACAAGAACCUGAUUAUCCUGCUCCUUUGAAUCCCUGCUUCUGCAUGGAGUCUUUUUCAAAUCAAUCAUUCAAUUUACAGACAAAACUUUAACAUGCCAUGACUUGUGUGCAUGUUAAGUGUGACCAUCUCAGCAAUAGUCUUGAGAGUCAUGAUGACUCACAACCUUGUAAAGUGUAUUGAAACUCAAUCAUUUCAUCUCUGCUUUUUUCUCUAUAUUUCUUUGUCCUUAUGUACAGUACAUACAGAAAGACAUUCCUCUACACCUGAGUAAUUUUAAUGUCUUUGCAACAAAGUACUUUGCAGAAUGAGCCUAAAAUGUGACGUCCUGUCUUCUGUCUACCCCCCCCAGACUGCACAGUGAUACCCAAAAUCAAUUUAAAGCACAAACUUCAUAAUAUAUGCUCUUAGCAAAGUGCCUGUUAAAGGUUUCUUCAAGCACAAAGACACACACUUUGAUGAAAUAUUUAGAAGGACAUUUUGGGGGUUUUAACAGGAAAGUACAAAGCUAUGGUAGAACCAUGUCAGACCACACAGUUCAGGUUAAAUGUGAAACUGACCAGACCAUAAGCAAAAGGUUGUGGCCCCAAAAGCUGACACCAUCCAGUGCCGGAUUGCACUGGGUGUUUUCAUGGUCCUCGCUUUUUCAGAAUUUGUUAAAUAUUGUAAUUGAAAGAAUGAAUAUGAUUGACCCUCCCCUUUUUAUUGCAGCUGAGAACUUCUCUGCAGGGGUUAUUGAAGGCCAUGUGAAGGGAACGUGUGUAUGUUGUCACCAUCAGUCUGAUGGUGACAACAGUUGUGCCUUCUCUGCAGGCGUACAAACUGAAUGUUUAAGACAUUUUAUGAUUGAAGUUAAGGAAUAGUUUGGUAUUUUCGGAAAUACAUUCCUUCAUUUUCUUGCUGACAGUUAGCUGAGAGGAUUGAUGCCACUCUGCACUGUAUAUAUGAGGCUACAACCAGCCACUUAGCUUAGCUAAACUUAGCAUAAAGAUUGGAAAAGGGAAAUGACAAGUUGUAGUUUUACAGGGGUUUAUGCACCAGAUUAUAUCUUGGUUGAGACCUUGAGACCUAGUGUGGCACAUAACCUCCUGUAACAUUUUUUUUUUCCACAGUCAAUUCAUCAAACUCUGCAAAAAAUCAAAUAAGUAUAUUUUCUAAAAUGUCAAACUUUUCCUUUAAAGAGAAAAAUCCAUCUGGAAAUAAUUUAACACUUUUAGGCCCCUUUUAUUUUCUGGCUAUCUGAAUGUUCUUACUUGUUUUACUGCCUUAAGUAAGAUGACAAUGAGAUUUUAAGCACAGUAAAAUAGUAUUUGACAGAAUAACAAUUUUAAUAUUCAUUCUUCACACAAUGUCAGAAGACACGAAGUCUUAACGCCUUGUUGAAGAAUAUUCAUGGGUGGAUUUUUUUUUUUUUUUUUUUUUUCCUUUUACAUCCAACAAAGAAUGACGCAAAAAACACAAAACACAAGUGAAAUCCCACAAGACUGUGAAUUAUACUGAUUAUCUUUAAUGGAGAAUGUUUUAAAUGUGCAAAAGAUCGUUUCAAAGCAGUACAGUUUGCCUCCACAUGUACAGCGCUUUGCAUAUGUCUGCUUUUAUCUGUGUGCGUACAGAACGAUGUUUUAGUAUUUCCAACACCUUUGUUGAAAAUCUCGCAGUACACAGUGGACUAUGUCAUCAAGUGUGUGUGUGUGUGUGUGUGUGUGUGUGUGUGUGUGUGUGUGUGUGUGGUUCUGAAAGUGUGCAUGUUGUAUUUUUAGUGACUGUUAAGACUUGCCUGCUUUUGUAUUUUGUCUUUUACAAAACAAUGAAGAAACUCAGUCUUUAAAAUGUUCAGAACUCAUGCUACU
Seriola dumerili (greater amberjack) is the source of this 3157-nucleotide messenger RNA. It is a transcript of the gene rassf2b, whose product is annotated as Ras association domain family member 2. Gene Ontology annotation, biological process: positive regulation of JNK cascade; positive regulation of protein kinase activity; signal transduction. Bases 230 to 1213 code for a protein of 327 amino acids. The record is from RefSeq and is a predicted model, not a curated record. The transcript is spliced from 11 exons. Gene Ontology annotation, cellular component: cytoplasm; nucleus. Lineage: Eukaryota; Metazoa; Chordata; Actinopteri; Carangiformes; Carangidae.